CAAGGUCAAAUUUACUAAGUAAAAAAUCGAGGGAAACCAAGGAAUACAUGAACACCAUGGAAAAAGCACCGUGUGGCAGGUAAUUAGAUUUGGGAUUUAAUGGAUUUAAUUCUAGAUGUGAUUUAAUUCCAAAUUUGGGUCAAAUUUACCAAGCAAAAAAUCUAUUUUGACUUUAAUUUAAAACCUGUGAGAUUGCACAUUUGUUCAAGUAGCAUAACCACCUCUUUUCAUAACCUUGGCAGCAAAUCUAAGAUGAGUUAAAUGUUGCUACUAAUUAAAGUGUUGAAAAUUUGGAUUAUUAAAUUCUGAAGAGAAUAGAUGAUUAUAAAGCAAUUUUACCAAUCAUCCCUAUUGUCUCAGGUCAAGUUUUUAAUUAUAAAUUUGUAACCAUUUGAUAACCUUAGUCACAUUUAUAAUAUUUCAUAGUUUUUAACUUUUAUGUCUUAUAUGCAUGGAACUAAUAGGUGGAUGUUAGGAAUUAGAAAGGUGCUGCUAAGGAGGUUAAAAGUAUACAUGGUUAUAUAAGUCAUAUAAAUAAGAGGUUUAUGAUGAGAAAGGUUUUGGAUGCUGGCAAUUCAAAACUGGUAUGAAAUUGAUUUCCUUUUGAUUCAUCUAAUGUGGUCUUUUCAAUUUUUGGAGCCACAAUUACUUAAUUUGAACCUCAGCUAGCUACAAGAGGAAAUUGAAAUAAGUAGAAACAUAAAUACUGCUUCUGUGUUUGGCACUUCUUAGCAUGACUUCCCAUUGUUGUUCAUGAAAUGUUAAUAAAUAAUUUUUUAUCAUUGUAUUCAAAUUUUACAGCAAGUUGGCUUUUGGGAUUUUUUUUUUCUUUCAAUUUUAGUAGGCUCCCUAUACAUGUUUAAAGUUUUGAUAGAAUUUCUGCAAAUGUUGUUUAGCCAAAUGAUAUGUUGGCAUAGGGCGAGACCAAGGCUUCACAUUGUGAAGAUUGACAGAACUACCAAUCAAAAGGUUCUUUUUUAAAUGCUUCAUAUUUCUCUGAAGAAAUAGCUUGGGGAAUUUUUUGGGAGAAAGAAGAUCACAUAAAUUCACUUUCUGAGCUUAUCAUGUUGGCAUUUCUUCUCAAAUUUGAUGAAGAAACUGUUGGGUUUUGAAGUUAAAUAAUUUGCAAGUUUUUGUGGAAGACAAGUUUCUGUCAGCAGCCUAAGCAUGGUGAGCACAGUUGAUAUUCCUUGUGAGUGAGUAGGCAUGGUGAGCACAGCUAAUAUUUACUAUGAGUGAGUAGGUAUAUUGAGCACAGCUAAUAUUUCAACUUCUUCGCAUUUGGCCAUUUUAAUCUUCCUGCACCCUUUUUUGAAUAUUUAUAAUUAAAAUUUUCCUUCAGGCAUAUCAAGUAUGGCUGGGUAAAGGAUAUGGUAGUUUGUAAUAUCAAGCUUAUUUGGAAAAAUUAGAUUGUUACAAAGGAGAUUUCAUCUUCACAAGGAUGAUUACUAUAGGAAACAUUCCGGUUGCUCAGAGCAGUAGGGCACAAUUGCUUCCACUGCUGCCUGCUAGGGUGGUAUAUUACCAUGACUAUGUUUUAUGGUCAAAUUUGCUAGAUUUUAAUUCAUACAUGAAGAGGAAUUGUCCUUGUCUCUGAUACCGUAACACUACUCAUGUUAAUUUUCUUUAUUUGCAGCCUAUUUAAGGAUCAUUCAGGUACAAUUCCUAUGCUUUGCUAAAGUUUGCUCUGAUUUUUCCUUAUAAGAAAACAGCUUUAAUUCAACUUAAUACAGUCUGGUAGUAUAGCUCUAUUUGUCAAUAUCUACUUUUGAAAAGAAGAUCUACUUUGACAAGUGAGCUUUAUAAAUGUAUAGACACAAUUUUGUACAACUUGGAACUCAACUUUUUCUUGUUUCACAAUGCCCCAUGUCCAGAAAUUUUGAUUUACUAUAAUGGAGACAUCUGUUUUAA
Molecule: messenger RNA, 1911 nt
Organism: Rubroshorea leprosula
Lineage: Eukaryota; Viridiplantae; Streptophyta; Magnoliopsida; Malvales; Dipterocarpaceae
Source: the annotation of a GenBank genome assembly